This is a messenger RNA of Mollisia scopiformis, 766 nucleotides long. RefSeq lists its product as uncharacterized. The transcript is spliced from 2 exons. Lineage: Eukaryota; Fungi; Ascomycota; Leotiomycetes; Helotiales; Mollisiaceae. Bases 154 to 687 code for a protein of 177 amino acids. The record is from RefSeq and is a predicted model, not a curated record.
AGACACUCUAAUCGGACUGCAUCAAGAAAAGGUUCCCAGGGUACUUUGGCAGGACUUACCAGAGCUCACACCGACUCCUCGUCUGUUCCUUCAAGCUACCUCUCCGACACCAUCACUCCAGCACCACCUGCCUUCGCCUACCCCGUCUACCCAAUGCAACCUCUGGACCACCCAGAGCCGACACCCGCCCCCUCCAGUCCCCGCAACCUAUUCUCGUCCUUCCGCACCCACCUCAACGUCCCCAUCCCACUCUUCGGUUCCCGCUCUGCUCCGUCUCAAGCCCACACCGGUAAACAGACCCAACUGUACGACCUUGAGGCCCAGCGCUUCGAUAUCCCAAGACGUGGUUCCGGUGUCAUCAUUCCCACGGUCAAGACUAGCAUCAGGAGCGGUCCUGCACCAUUUGUUCUUCCUCAUGCCACUUCUGUCCCAGCCGCCAUCCACGAGGAAGAAGAUGAAGACAUCGAUCCCCUUGCGCCAAAGAUGGGCACUCGUGCUUAUCGUGAGCGAGAGAAGCGUGAGAUGCAGCGCCGAAAGGACGAAGAGAAGGUUGCUAAGGUCAUUGCGGAUGAUGUCAAGGUUGAGAUGGGCGGUGGCUCCGUUGGUAAGGGCAAGGAGUUUGCUAGCGUCAUCAAGAUUGUGAAGAGCUUUGAUCUCUCUGAGGAAAGCAAGGCUGGUCGUUCUUGAGGAGUGUGAUUUGAUGCUGAUGACGCGUGGGGUCUUUACAUACUAGCUGCUUUGGUUCUCUUGUGUAUACACCAGCGCG